GGCCUUUGCAGCAAGUGAAGGCGAGUGCAGGACACACCGAGACCUCUGGUUCUUUGUGCAAGGCAGAAUCCGUUCCUGAGGUGCGGGUGCUGUGUGAUCACCGGGUUUGCCCACCUGCAGCAAUGGGACGCAGGAAGUCAAAACGGAAACCACCCCCCAAGAAGAAGAUGACAGGCACCCUGGAGACCCAAUUCACCUGUCCCUUCUGCAACCAUGAGAAAUCCUGUGACGUGAAAAUGGACCGUGCCCGCAAUACUGGAGUCAUCUCUUGUACCGUGUGCCUAGAGGAAUUCCAGACGCCCAUCACAUAUUUGUCAGAACCAGUAGACGUGUACAGCGAUUGGAUCGACGCCUGUGAGGCAGCCAAUCAGUAGCAACACGGAGGACCCACCCCCUUGGUAGCCCUGCCUGCCGUGGACCCACCUGCUGGGUACCAAUCCAGAGACAUUCCAGGGGUCCAGGGUGUGGGUCCAGGGCAGUGUGUGUGGAAUGGGUGAGAGCGUGAGUGUGAGUUGGUGUGGCUCCAAGUGUGGCUGUAGCUGUGUGCCCAUAGACUUGAAGUGGAGUUGAGGGUCUUCUGGGCCUGAGAGGCCCAAACUGGCCUCCUUUGGCUCCAGCUGCUCCCUUCUCCAGCCCCCACCCUCCCCUGGCUCCCUCAGAGUGGUUUCCUGACAUCCUGGGCAAGGAAAGCCACCAGAGCCUGAAGUGGUACCUCCCUGGACGACUCAUCACCUCACCAGCACCUCACCUGUAUGAACAGGACUUCCCGCCCUCCUUCCCUUCCACCCAGUACCUGUACCUGGGUGUCAAAGCCACAUUCCCGAGGUCCCUUGGCUGGACCUUGGUAGGAGGCCAGCUCCCCUGUGCUAACCAGGAAGCUCAGUUUCAUGUUGAGUUGCUUUUUUAGAGGAGGCAAGGGAUGGCGUGGGGAUAGCUGUCAAUCAACUAGCCCUUCAAUAAAGCAGCCAACGCAGA
Molecule: messenger RNA, 975 nt
Organism: Sciurus carolinensis (gray squirrel)
Lineage: Eukaryota; Metazoa; Chordata; Mammalia; Rodentia; Sciuridae
Gene: Elof1
Product: elongation factor 1
Exons: 5
Coding region: 123-374 (83 amino acids)
Biological process (GO): transcription elongation by RNA polymerase II
Cellular component (GO): transcription elongation factor complex
Molecular function (GO): RNA polymerase II complex binding
Source: RefSeq, a predicted model, not a curated record